Dioscorea cayenensis subsp. rotundata (Guinea yam) is the source of this 2243-nucleotide messenger RNA. RefSeq names its product proline-rich receptor-like protein kinase PERK7. Gene Ontology annotation, biological process: protein phosphorylation. The record is from RefSeq and is a predicted model, not a curated record. The annotation marks the transcript as partial. Gene Ontology annotation, molecular function: protein kinase activity; ATP binding. The transcript is spliced from 8 exons. NCBI's taxonomy places the organism in Eukaryota, Viridiplantae, Streptophyta, Magnoliopsida, Dioscoreales, Dioscoreaceae.
AAUGGCUUCAUCCCCUGUGACUGCUCCACAGGUCAACACCACUUCUCCUUCACCGUCGUCCUCUCCUCCAUCUCCCCCUUCUCCUUCUGCUCCUCCUCCUCAAUCCCCGCCCCCGCCCGCUUCUUCACCGCCACCUCCCGCCGCCGCCUCUCUCCUCCUAAAGAAUCCCCUUCCCCUCCUCCUUCUUCUUCUUCCCCUCCUCCUCCUCCUCCUAAAGAAUCCCCGACUCCACCUUCUUCUUCUUCUCCUUCUCCUCCUCCCCCUAAGUCCUCCUCUCCGCCAGAGAACAGCGAUAACAAUAACAAUGACAAUAAUGAUAAUGAUUAUGAUAGUGGUGAUGAUGGUUCUUCUUCUUCUUCGUCUUCUCCUUCGAAGUCCUCCCCUCCUGUUCCUCCUUCGCGUUCAGAUGCCAGAAGCGAAUCUUCUCCAAAGGCACUCUCUCCGCCCAAAAGUUCGUCAAAUGGGGAUAAUGAUAAUGAUAGCUCCAAUUCUAACUCUGGUGAUGGGAGCUCACAUGUGAAUUUGCCUAUCAUCAUUGGUGUUGCUGCUGCUCUUGGAUUGUUUGUCAUUCUUCUCUUUAUUGCUUCACUCUGUCGUCGUACCAAGAAAAGGAAGAAGCAUCAUAAUUCUCUGCACUACUAUGAUUCUUCAGCCAAAGGCGGGAGUUACUACAGCAGCGGACCACCUCCGAAGUGGCAAAACGGGCAAGACCACAUUGUUAAGCUCCCUCCGCCUCCGGGCGCACAAGGAGGCGGUUGGCAACAACCUCAGUCAGUGACGAGUGGUGAAGUGAGCUCCGCAUUCUCUGGUCCCCAUGGUCCUCCAUUGCCUCCCCCUUCUCCAACCAUUGCCUUAGGCUUCAACAAAAGCACCUUCUCCUUCGAUGAACUAGCUGCUGCUACUAGUAGCUUCUCUCAGGACAACCUUUUAGGACAAGGCGGCUUUGGAUACGUGCACAAAGGUGUCCUUCCUAACGGCAAAGAGAUUGCGGUGAAACAACUCAAAUCAGGCAGUGGACAAGGGGAGAGGGAGUUCCGAGCAGAGGUUGACAUCAUUAGCCGGGUUCAUCAUCGACAUCUUGUGUCUCUUGUCGGUUAUUGCAUUGCCGGAAAUCAAAGGAUGCUUGUUUAUGAAUAUGUGCCGAACAAGACACUCGAACAUCACCUCCAUGGUCAAGAUCUUCCGGUUAUGGACUGGCCUACAAGAGUUAAGAUUGCUUUAGGAUCAGCUAAAGGCCUUGCUUACCUCCAUGAAGAUUGUCACCCUCGAAUUAUUCAUCGUGACAUCAAGUCGGCAAAUAUUCUACUUGAUUAUAAAUUCGAAGCCAUGGUUGCAGACUUUGGAUUGGCUAAGUUGUCUUCUGACAAUCACACACAUGUUUCGACUCGAGUCAUGGGAACAUUCGGGUAUUUGGCUCCUGAAUAUGCAUCAAGUGGCAAAUUAACCGAGAAAUCCGAUGUCUUCUCAUUUGGAAUUAUGCUUCUCGAACUGAUCACUGGACGCCGACCUGUUGAUACUUCGAACACAGCUAUGGAAGACAGUUUGGUUGAUUGGGCAAGGCCGAUAAUGACACAAGCUUUAACUGAUGGUAAUUUUGAGGAGCUUGUGGAUCCCCGACUUGAAAACAACUUCAACACGAUGGAGAUGACUCGAGUUGUAGCCUGUGCUGCAGCCAGUGUUCGCCAUUCUGCAAGGCGACGCCCGAAAAUGAGCCAGAUUGUUCGUGCAUUGGAAGGCGAUUCAUCGCUUGAUGACUUAACUGAUGGAGUGAAGCCGGGGCAAAGCACAUACUUCAGCUCGGGCUCUGAGUACGACUCAGGCUCGUAUGCAUCAAAUAUGAACCGAUUCCGUAAAAUGGCACUCGAAAGCAAUGCAUAUAGCGAUGAAUACAGCGGAAUAACAAGUGAAUACGGCCUCAAUCCAUCGUCAUCAAGCAGUGAAGGUUUCUCAAGCGAACUGAAUCCGGCCGGCCCACCGAGACACCGUCCUCAACCUUCACACUGAAAAGAAAACUUAAAUAAGUAUUCUCAUCAGUUUCAAAUGCAGAAUUACAGAGAACGGAAAAUUUUUCGGUUAAAUUCUGUCUAACUGUUUGUGUUCUUGUUUGUUGUUGAGUUAAUGGCAUUAUAAUUUAAUUGAUGUUUUACAAGCAAGUUUCUCCAAAUAUAUAUAUAUGGAGUCAUGUAUUAUUGUGUUUUUCUUUUAAACUCUAUCAACAGUGCUUAUAUUGAUGUAAAUUUAUU